Molecule: messenger RNA, 1732 nt
Organism: Microdochium trichocladiopsis
Lineage: Eukaryota; Fungi; Ascomycota; Sordariomycetes; Xylariales; Microdochiaceae
Exons: 3
Coding region: 62-1732 (556 amino acids)
Molecular function (GO): oxidoreductase activity
Source: RefSeq, a predicted model, not a curated record
AGUUGCAAGCAACGAACUCGACCAGUACCAGUGAAGUAUCCCUCGCGCAUGCACUGCCAAGAUGGCUGUCAUCAGGAAAAAUAUUCGGACCUUGUCCAAGCCAGAGCUCGACAACCUGGUCAAAGCUUUCGCCGGCAUUCAAGCACUUCCUCCCAAUGACCCCAACUCCUUUUUCAUGAUUGCCGGCUACCACGGCGAGCCCUUCCGUGGUGCUGGCUAUGGCAGCCCCCAGUGGUGGGGAGGCUAUUGCAACCACGGCAACGUCCUCUUCCCAACCUGGCACAGAGCCUACCUAUUCCGCCUCGAGCAGGCAAUGCAGUCAAUCGUGCCAGGCGUCGCGCUGCCCUACUGGGACGAGACGGAACCAGCUUCACUCCAGGAAGGCAUUCCUGGGGUUUUCCUGACAAAGCAAUGGAAAUAUGCCGAUGGCACAGUCAUUGACAAUCCCUUGUACUCGUACAAGUUCCAGGCCAAGAUCAUUGACAGACUGUCCCCGAUCCCGGACGCCAAUUACACCAAGCCAUCCGGCUAUCAAACCGUCCGCUACCCAUUCUCGGGCCUGGUCGGCACGGCGGAUGAUGCCAAGGUUACUGCCCAGCACAACAGUGAUCUCGAGGCCAAGGGCCAGGUCUAUACUGACCAAUUGUUGAACGGCAACAUUGUCACCUGGCUCAAUGCCUCUCACUUUGUCAACAGCGACGGUAAAAUCGUCAACGCCGGCGUCAAGGACAAGUGGGCGGCAUGUCUUAACGCCCCAAACUACACUGCCUUUUCGAACACGACCUCUGCCCAGCAGUGGAACGACGAUAACUCCGACACGACGGGCUAUACCACCGUGGUCCCGCUCGAGUCGCCUCACAACUCGAUCCACCUCGCGGUGGGCGGCUUCGAGGUCCAGGGGCAGGGAAACUCUGACCAGUACGCCGGGGCCAACGGCGACAUGGGUGAGAACGACACGGCCGCGUUCGAUCCGAUCUUUUAUUUUCACCACUGCUUCGUGGAUCUUGCUUUUGCCCUGUGGCAGCACAGGACUGGCCAUGCGCAGUCGUUCGACAUCAUCCACGGGUACCCGGGAACCAACUCGGUUGAUAGUCAGGGCCCUACUCCUGGCGUUGCUGGCGGCACCUGGCUCAACCUGGACAGUCCUUUAGACCCCUUCAAGAAGCCCGGUUGCAACACGCCAAUGACCUCGCGGGACGUCAUGGACAUCACUAAACUGGGAUACUCGUACCAAUACCAUGGUGCCCUGGGCGCCAUGCCCGAACCCGGCGGAGCUCCACAGCUCGGAGCGCCAACCCCGGCCCCCGGCGCCGGUGGUCCGAACCCGAUGGACGAGCCCGCGCCGGUGCUGGCCGUGAGCAACAUCAACCGCGCAAACAUCGGCGGCUCGUUCAUGGUGACGGCGUGGGCCAAGCCCGCCGACGGCAGUGGCGACAAGGUGCUCGUCGGCACCGAGGCCAUCCUGAGCCGCUGGCACGUCUCGGGCUGCGCCAACUGCCAGAACCAUCUCGAGGUCCGCGUGCACAUGCCGCUGCACGGCUGGAGCAAGCGCGAGGCCGAGAACAUGGACUUUGAGGUGAAGGUGCACACGCGCCAGCCGCUUGGCGACAAUUUCGUCGUGUUUGAAUGCGGACAAUACCAUUGCAAAGACGUCAAGGACAUUCUUCCAAGCUGGUGUCAAAUGCCACAAGAGGCCGCCUCCGGGUUUCCUUGGCUCGAUUCAGGCUUUUGA